Molecule: messenger RNA, 2863 nt
Organism: Bombina bombina (fire-bellied toad)
Lineage: Eukaryota; Metazoa; Chordata; Amphibia; Anura; Bombinatoridae
Gene: LRRN3
Product: leucine rich repeat neuronal 3
Exons: 1
Coding region: 258-2381 (707 amino acids)
Molecular function (GO): protein binding
Source: RefSeq, a predicted model, not a curated record
CAGAAACUUCAUCUUCACAAAGCUUAUCUGAUGUCUGUUAAGUAUACAGUGACCUUCACUUCCACAGUAUGUGUGGCACGUUCGAAAAAAGGAUUUGCAGUUUAUUUCCAAGAACAAAAACACUAUCUUCUUGUGCUGCUGCUUGGUUGAUAAAUGCAAGCAAUUUUUUCAUGAAGUGACCAUUUCAUUACAGUGCAUCCACAAGAACUGUUGAUUCAGUAAAGGUCACAUUUCUUUGUAAAAAAAACUGAAUAAAAAUGAGGGAAAUGUCAAUCAAGAUACACCUGCUGCUUGGACUUACCAUUGCUGCACUUGUACAUGCUACGCAAAAAAAUGCAGAUUGUCCACAAUCAUGUGUAUGUGAAAUUAGACCAUGGUUUACACCCAGAUCCUUAUAUAUUGAGGCUCUUACAGUGGACUGCAAUGCAUUAGACCUGUAUACUAUCCCAGACAGACUACCAGUUAAGACACAGAUACUUCUUUUACAAGCAAACAACAUAGAGGAAAUUAAGAACACAGACAACUUUCCUGUAAAUCUCACAGGACUGGAUUUAUCUCAGAAUAAUUUAUCCUCUAUGAUCAAUAUCAAUUUUACCAAUGCACAUCAGAUUCUUUCAGUGUAUCUAGAAGAAAAUAAGCUCACAGAGCUUCCAGAUAAAUGUUUUUCUGGUCUGAAGAAUUUACAAGAGCUCUACAUUAAUCACAACUUGAUAUCCACAAUUUCAGCAAAAGCGUUCACUGGCAUCAGCAAUCUUCUCAGGCUUCACCUUAAUUCAAAUAAAUUGCAAGUAGUUAAUAGCAAGUGGUUUGAUGAAAUACCAAAUCUGGAGAUCCUCAUGAUUGGUGAAAAUCCAAUAACCAGAAUCGAAGAUAUGAACUUUAAGCCUCUUAUCAACCUGCGCAGCUUGGUUUUAGCAGAAAUAAAUCUUACUGAAAUACCUGAUAAUGCAUUUGCAGGUCUGGAAAAUUUAGAAAGCAUCUCAUUUUAUGACAACAGAUUUGUAGAGGUCCCCUCUGUUGCUCUUCAAAAGGUGGUGAACCUCAAAUUUUUGGAUCUUAAUAAAAAUCCUAUUAGGAGAAUACAAAGAGGAGAUUUUAGCAAUAUGUUACACUUGAAAGAGCUUGGGAUUAAUAACAUGCCUGAACUAGUUUCAAUAGACAGCCUUGCUAUUGAAAAUUUACCGGACCUGAGAAAAAUAGAAGCAACUAAUAAUCCAAAAUUGGCAUAUAUACAUCCGAGUGCAUUCUAUAGACUUCCUAAACUGGAAACACUGAUGCUCAAUAGCAAUUCCCUCAGUGCCAUUUACAGGAGUACAAUAGAAGCUUUACCCAAUCUUAAAGAAAUAAGCAUACACAGCAAUCCGAUUAGAUGUGACUGUGUAAUUCGAUGGGUUAAUAUGAACAAAACAAGCAUACGCUUUAUGGAACCAGAUUCAUUAUUCUGUGUUGAUCCCCCUGAAUUUCAAGGGCAGAAUGUCAAACAAAUUCACUUCAGAGAAAUGAUGGAAAUAUGCCUUCCAUUAAUUGCUCCUCAAAGUUUUCCUUCAAGCCUGAAUUUGAAUACAGGAAGUUCUAUUUCAUUGCACUGCAGAGCAACAGCAGAACCAGAACCUGAAAUAUACUGGAUUACACCUUUGGGGAACAAGCUUUUGCCUAAUAUGGUUUCCAAUGUAUUUUAUGUUCACUCUGAAGGAACCCUAGAAAUAAACAACAUAAGUAUCGCAGACGCAGGGCUGUAUACUUGUGUUGCCAAAAACCUGGUUGGUGCAGAUUUAAAAACUAUUAUUGUUACAGUGGAUGGAUCUUUUCCUGAGGAUGUAAAUGGAUCUUUAAAAAUAAAUGUUAAAGAAGUACAAUCUAAUUCUGUCAUGGUAUCAUGGAAAUCAAAAUCAAAGGUUUUAAAAUCCAGCGUACAAUGGACAGCUUUCCUAAAAGCUGAAUAUACCAAAAUAGCUCACAGAGUUCGAAUUUCAUCAGAUGUCAAGCAAUAUAAUUUAACACAUCUCAACCCAUUGACUGAAUACAAAAUCUGCAUAGAUGCACCAAACAUCUACCAACAAAAUCAAAAGCAGUGUGUUAACAUUACCACAAAAGGAAUGGAUAAAAUAACAAAAUAUAAUGAAAAUAUUUAUACAAAUGCAAUGAUUAUUAUCUUUGGUGGUUUUUUUGGAAUUGUUACAGCAGCCUACUUUUUUAACUAUACAUCCUUAUAUUUAAGGCGUAAUUCAGAAAGAAAAUACAUGGGAAGCACUAUACAAACACCGGCAUUUGCUUUCAGUGAACUCUAUCCUCCGCUUUUAAGUCUCUGGAAUACUGACAAAGAAAGCACAGUUCUUGAGGUUAAAGCUACGGUUAUACAAAUACCAACUAACCAACCGUAACAUAACAUAAUUCUGAAUUAACUUAAUUUAUAAAAUACAAAAAAGCACAAAGUUAUAGUUGUGCUCUUCCGGAUGCAGGGAGAUAUUUUUUAAGACAAUAAGCUCCCCUGCUAUUGAAACAUAAAGCUAUCUUAAAUCAUCUUUAAAAGUAUCCCCAAUAACUGGCUUCCUGUAAUAAAAAGCCGAACAUGCAAAUUGACGAAGUAAAUAAAAAACGUUGACAUUUCUGGAAUACAAUACAAAAAUAGCUUUGUUUUAUGUAUUUUUUUGUCUUCUUUUUUAUAUACAAUAUACAGUAGUUGAACUGAGCAAUACCUCCUUCUGUGAUGUAUUUAACAUUUUAGCCAAGAGUUUUUGAAGUGACAAGAAAAACUAGAUUUAAAAAGUGGUGUUACAAAAUGGACAUUUCUGUAGAGUAGUUAGAAGCAGUAAAUAUGUAAAUCUUUUUUAUGGAGAAAAAUACAUUUUUGACUAAAAUAAAA